AAACCCAAUAAUAAUAACAAGAAGAGAGAGAGAGAGAGAGAGAGGAAAGGAAAAACUUUUGCCCUCUUUCUCUUUCUAUUUCUCUCUAUCCAUUUCCAUUGUGAGUCUUGAGAUGCCAAACCCAUGUCGGAUCCUCCGACAACAUCAUCGGAGCCACCACACCACCACCACCAACAACAUCUUCCGCGUUUACCCGUAAUCCACAGCGGAGCAACCGGCGGUACCCGAAUGAACACGGCGGCAGCAACUUCAUCUUCAGCGGUAAUAGUCCGAGAGUACCGAAAAGGAAACUGGACUCUCCAAGAAACAAUGAUUCUAAUAACGGCGAAGAAGUUGGACGACGAGCGGCGGAACAAGGCGAACUUAGGUCCUAGCACGGUGGAUCCGGCGGCGAGGAAGGGCGGAGAGCUCCGGUGGAAGUGGGUGGAAAAUUACUGCUGGAGCCACGGUUGUCAACGGAGCCAAAAUCAGUGCAAUGACAAGUGGGAUAAUCUCCUCCGCGACUAUAAAAAAGUGCGGGAGUAUGAAUCCCGCGCGUGUGAUCAACAAAUUCCUUCUUACUGGAAAAUGGAGAAACAUGAGCGAAAAGACAAGAAUCUCCCUUCGAAUAUGGCGUUUGAAGUUUAUCAAGCUUUAAACGACGUCGUUCAGAGGAAGUUCUCUCAAAAACCUUCUAAUUCCUCUAACACUGGCAUUCUCCUUCUUCCUCUUCCUGCUCCGCCUCCUUCCGCUCUUCUCCCGCCCCCCACCGCCACUAACUCUCCGCAGCUUUCAGAGUCGUCGUCAUCAGGAACAGAGUCAAGCGAGAAGAAAGAGAAGGUGGAGGCAAAGAGAAGGAAAAUGGAAGAUAAUAUUGGAAGAAGAAUUGAGAGAAGCGUUUCAGCGUUGGGUCAAACGCUCCACAGUUGCGAGGAGCAAAGAGAAAUUCGACACCAACAACUUAUGGAACUUCGAAAACGCCGCCUUCAAAUUGAGGAGACCCGAAAUCAUAUUCACCGCCAAGGCAUCGCCGACCUCGUCGCCGCCGUCGCCAACCUCUCCGCUGCUUCUUCAAGCUCACUUCUUUGUUCUUCAAUCUUUGAUUGCAAGCACUCAAGGCUAGCUCUUAGUUCGCAAAUCUCCCUAGAUUGUAUUUCUAGCAAAUAUGAAGACAAAGAACUGCCACCAUUUUUCGGAACUUGGCUUGGGACCCAAUCAUGACCUUUUGAGUAGCUUGGUCGUCUAUCCAAAACGGUUCACAUAUCUCAUCCUUUGAGAGUGGUUAAGAAUCUUCUGAUGUGGGUUGGACUGGAGUUCCAACAUUUGAUUUUGCACCCAAAGUGUUCAGUUAAUUAUGUGAACUCACAAUUAAAAGUAGAAAAUAAAUCAAAAGGUUCUCAUAAACUUACACUCUCAUCUGCGGCCGCCUGUGAAACGAAUUGGCCACUCCUAUUGGUGUGUGUUUGUUUGAACAGCUGCACACAGUCCACUAGUUGACCUAGUUUUUUAGUGAGCUCAUGUUGUCGUUGUAGGAACGACUUGGACCCGCUGCUAUGGUUGUAAGGCUAUUUCGCUCUAGCAUCCUUGUUGGUCCUUGAUUGCUUCUACAUUCAAACAAUAAAAAUGAUACAUACAAAAAAAGAAAAAAAAAUAACAUUAUGGAA
Messenger RNA from Cucumis sativus (cucumber), 1643 nucleotides. RefSeq names its product trihelix transcription factor PTL. NCBI's taxonomy places the organism in Eukaryota, Viridiplantae, Streptophyta, Magnoliopsida, Cucurbitales, Cucurbitaceae. The transcript has 3 exons. The record is from RefSeq and is a predicted model, not a curated record. The coding region runs from base 124 to 1200 and encodes 358 amino acids.